CAAAAGCUAAAAACCAUUCUAGUCCUCUCCGAGGCCGAAAUAUCAAAUAUUCAUUUUGAGCUUAGUCCUGACUGCCAAAUCAAACCAUGGUCCAAGAGAAAAAGGUUGUUGAAGAUGUAUCAGGAUGGCUUAGAGUCUUUGACGAUGGUUCAGUAGAUAGAACAUGGACUGGACCUCGAGAGGUAAAGUUCAUGUCUGAAUCUGCUCCUCCCCAUGAAGAAUUUAUCGAUGGAGUCGCCACCAAGGAUGUUAUAAUCGACCCGGAAUCAGGCCUUCAAGUUCGAAUCUAUCUCCCUCAAAACACUGAUGACAAGAACUUGAACAAUCAUCAUAAACUUCCCAUCAUUCUUCAUUUCCAUGGAGGCGGAUUUUGCAUCAGCCAAGCUGACUGGUUCAUGUACUACACAGUUUACACUCGCCUGGCUCGUUCUGCCGGAGCCAUAGUUGUAUCCGUCUACCUCCGGCGCGCGCCUGAGCACCGCCUCCCUGCCCCCUGUGACGAUGGAUAUGCAGCGCUCCUGUGGCUAAGAUCUUUAGCCCAAGGUAAAGUUGAGCCUGAGCCCUGGCUCGGGGAAAAUGCUGAUUUUUCCCGUGUGUUUCUUAUAGGUGAUAGCUCAGGGGGCAAUAUAGUUCACCAGGUGGCUGCUCGAUCUGGGAAUGAUGAUUUGAAACCUGUAAAAGUUGCCGGGGCGAUCCCAAUUCAUCCGGGAUUCGUCAGGAAAGAAAGGAGCAAGUCUGAACAAGAGCAACCACAGUCGCCUUUCUUGACUUUGGAUAUGGUGGACAAGUUCUUGAACUUGGCUUUGCCAAUUGGAAGCACGAAAGAUCAUCCCAUAACUUGUCCCAUGAGGGAUGGUGUUGUGCCAAAGAUUCAGAAUCUGAAUCUUCCUCCUUAUCUCUUCUGCGUGGCGGAUUGUGAUCUCAUCAAGGAUACUGAAAUGGAGUUCUAUGAGGCCAUGAAGAAGGCAGGUAAAGAUGUGGAAUUGCUCCUCAAUUCUGGCGUUGGUCAUAGCUUUUAUCUGAACAAGAUUGCUUUUGACAAUGAUCCAACUACUGCUAAGGAAACUGAAAAGCUAUUCACAGGGAUUGUAGAAUUCAUCAAGAAGCAUUGAAUCUUGUAAUAGUCUUGAUUUGUCCUUGCUGUUUUUGUUAGUUUGUUCGGUCCACUUUUUCAAGGAUUAGUAUUCCAAUCGUAAAAUAAAGGACAAGAAACCAUUAUGUUAAAUGGCUCUUGGGGUGGCAUAAAUUGCACCUCCAUUAUGUUAAAUGGGGGUGUAAGGAAGUGUGAUCAAGUCACCGGAGUGUUUAAGUUUGAUUAUUUAUUUUGAUGGUUUUGACCUUGUGUUUACAUUUAAUUUGUUUAUUAAUUGAGUGUGAGUUUAAACUGAA
This is a messenger RNA of Coffea eugenioides, 1389 nucleotides long. RefSeq names its product probable carboxylesterase 15. The record is from RefSeq and is a predicted model, not a curated record. Gene Ontology annotation, molecular function: hydrolase activity. Lineage: Eukaryota; Viridiplantae; Streptophyta; Magnoliopsida; Gentianales; Rubiaceae. The transcript has a single exon. Bases 87 to 1112 code for a protein of 341 amino acids.